Messenger RNA from Neospora caninum, 885 nucleotides. RefSeq lists its product as hypothetical. Lineage: Eukaryota; Apicomplexa; Conoidasida; Eucoccidiorida; Sarcocystidae. The transcript has 2 exons. Bases 1 to 885 code for a protein of 294 amino acids. The record is from RefSeq and is a predicted model, not a curated record.
AUGCAUGCCUCACUCUCCGAAGGCGCCUGGUGGCCAUUCUUUCUCGCCGCUGCAGUCGCAGCCACUCUUCCUCUCUCCGCGAACGCCCACUCUGCGGCUCAGUUGCACCAGCACGUCCUCUCGACUUCAGCCGGCCACGCCCCCCGGUGCUCCGAGACCCACCCAGAGCUCUGCUCUCCCUCUCUCUCCCUCAGCCUGUCCACUUCGCCCCUCGACCGGGAAGGUUCGGGCCUUUCCGAGACUCUCUCGAAGACACAUGCCGGCGACGGCAGCCCCGCCUCUCCAGGCAGAGGAGAAUGGGAGCGGUGCCGAGCUGCAUCUUCGUCCCUGUCCUCUCAGCGCACUUUGGGCCCUGGAGUCCAUUCGACAUCUGCAUGCAGUCCAUCCGCCUCUCCGCUUCCUCCGGUCGCGCUCGCUGAAGUCGAGAGAGUGACGGGUGCCGGGGAGACGGUGUCUCCCCCUCGGGAGACGGCAGCCACCGUGGAGCCCAGCAAGCCCGCCGGAGACGGGCGCACAGCUGGGGGGGCACAGGCGGGGACUGCAAGCCCAGUUAGCCAUGCCACCGGCGCCGCAGGUUCGCCAAAGAUGAUGUCUUUUAUGGAGGCUCUCGGGCGAGCUGCAGCGGCGGAAGCCGCCGCUCUGGGUGGGGGAGCGUGGGACUGGAGCACGUGGGGCGUAGGGGCCUUUCGUGAAGCGGCACGAGGCCAAGAAGCCGGAGAGGAAAAAGUUGAAGACAAGAAGACGCAAAGUGCAAAGAGCGAGGCGCCCUUGUGGGGAGGAGAAUGGAGAGAGGCUGUGUCGAAUUUCUUCGCGAAGGUCGACAAACGCAUUGCAGAGGCAAACGGGAUGCUCCACUACACUGACCUGAAUGGUUAUUUGUUGUAG